Messenger RNA from Mesoplodon densirostris (Blainville's beaked whale), 456 nucleotides. RefSeq names its product ciliary microtubule associated protein 3 (gene CIMAP3). Gene Ontology annotation, cellular component: ciliary basal body. The transcript has 4 exons. Lineage: Eukaryota; Metazoa; Chordata; Mammalia; Artiodactyla; Ziphiidae. The record is from RefSeq and is a predicted model, not a curated record. Gene Ontology annotation, biological process: regulation of cell projection organization. Bases 1 to 456 code for a protein of 151 amino acids. Gene Ontology annotation, molecular function: cytoskeletal protein binding.
AUGACCUCCUUCCCACACCACCCUCCCUCUGCCCUUGCUGUGGCCGAGUUGCCCACCACCCAAGCAUCCCUGGACCCAGUGGAGGUGCCCACCAUCUUGAUGCCCUUGGCAGUGACCCUGGCAACAAUGGCAACAUUGGAUAUGACACCUUACCCAGGCAUGUACCAGAGAGUCAAUCCUCGAGAGCAAAAACACAAACACAAUUUUGCUCCAUUUAAUUCUUUGCUGCCUCAAUUUAGGACAUACUCAAAGGACUCUUGUUAUCCUGGCCCCACCACAUACAACCCAGAGAUAAAGCCACCCAAAAAAGUCACCUGGCCAAUGAAAUUUGGAUCUCCAGACUGGGCUCAGGUUCCAUGUCUACAGAAAAGAACACUGAGAGCAGAGCUGCCCACAGACAAAGACUUUAGAAAGCCACAGAACCGUGUGGCCUACCUAAGCCUGUAUUACAACUGA